UUGAAUUAUUUUCCGCUCUUUAAGAACAUAAAUAAUUAGAUUAUUAUUAAGAUAAACUAUUAAAUAUGAUUAGGUAGAAAAAGCAUUGUUGAACACUCACUCUCACUGAAAUGGGGAAAAUACCAGAGGAAGGUUUAUAGAAGGGGGAUUAAUUGAAUACAGUACCAACAAAUCAAUUACACAAUCUAGUGAAUACUGAUUUCCAACAAUAAGAAAUCAUUCCAUAGUUUUCCUUUGAUCUGAUCAUGGCUCAUUCAGCUAUUUCUCAGGUCCCAGUUGUUGUUCCUCUCCAAACAGAUUCCUCUUUUCCAAGAUCCACCAUGAAGACUACAAAUGUAACAUUUACUGAUAAAUCAUGGAUCUCUAUGCUUCGUGUUAAUCUAAAAACCUCAAGAUCCAGAAGCCAACACAUUGUUUGUAUGUCAGUGCAACCAGCAAGCAAAGAUCAAGUUUUAGUAUCGCCUUUAUCACUUGAAGAUGCAAAUGGACCGCCAUUGAAUAUUUACAAGCCCAAGGAACCAUACAUGGCAAAGAUUGUCUCUGUUGAGAGGCUUGUAGGCCCAAAAGCUCCUGGGGAGACUUGUCACAUUGUCAUUGAUCAUGGUGGCAAUGUUCCUUACUGGGAAGGACAAAGUUAUGGUAUCAUUCCUCCUGGGGAGAAUCCAAAGAAACCAGGAAGUCCCCACAAUGUUCGUCUAUACUCAAUUGCAUCCACUAGAUAUGGGGACUCCUUUGACGGGAAGACUGCCAGCUUAUGUGUCAGACGUGCUGUCUACUAUGAUCCUGAAACAGGAAAAGCAGACCCUUCAAAAAAUGGUGUUUGCAGCAAUUUCCUAUGUGAUUCAAAGCCUGGUGACAAGGUACAGAUUACAGGUCCUUCCGGUAAGAUAAUGCUGCUGCCCGAAGAUAAUCCUAAUGCCACCCACAUCAUGAUUGCAACUGGAACUGGUGUGGCUCCCUUUAGAGGCUACCUUCGUCGUAUGUUCAUGGAAUCAGUUCCCACAUUCAAGUUCAAUGGCCUCGCUUGGCUCUUCCUUGGGGUGGCAAACAGUGAUAGCCUUCUUUAUGAUGAAGAGUUCACCAACUAUCUUCACGAAUACCCAGAUAAUUUCAGGUAUGAUCGUGCCCUUAGCCGAGAACAUAAGAACAAGAAAGGGGGCAAGAUGUAUGUUCAGGAUAAAAUCGAAGAAUAUAGCGACGAGAUCUUCAAACUUCUGGAUGAAGGGGCGCACAUCUAUUUCUGUGGGUUGAAGGGAAUGAUGCCCGGAAUUCAGGAUACCUUGAAGAGGGUCGCGGAAGAAAGAGGCGAGAGAUGGGAACAGAAGCUCUCAAAACUCAAAAAGAACAAACAAUGGCAUGUUGAAGUCUAUUGAUUAGGAAUUGUGCAUUAUUUGUCAUUAUUGCCGGAGAAACUUUACGUGCACUUUAAAUGCUGUUGUACUGCCAGUCUUCAACAUAAAAGUUCACUACUCAAUGGUAGUCAGAGAAUAAAUGUGGGUAAUUAGAACUUGCACUCUAUAUUUAUUUUUCAAAUGUCUAUAAUGGCAAUUCUGAGAUGAUAACUGUUGUCCAUAUUACACUUUUAAGGUUGGUGAGCAUGCUCAUUGUUCAUGUUCAUUUCAGCAAAUAUAUGCUAAUGUUGAUUUAUCAUGGCUGAAUAGAGAAGUGACAGAAUUAUGCAA
Lycium barbarum (goji berry) is the source of this 1682-nucleotide messenger RNA. Its product is annotated as ferredoxin--NADP reductase, root-type isozyme, chloroplastic-like. The record is from RefSeq and is a predicted model, not a curated record. The transcript has 5 exons. The coding region runs from base 246 to 1373 and encodes 375 amino acids. Gene Ontology annotation, molecular function: oxidoreductase activity. NCBI's taxonomy places the organism in Eukaryota, Viridiplantae, Streptophyta, Magnoliopsida, Solanales, Solanaceae.